Hepatospora eriocheir is the source of this 735-nucleotide messenger RNA. Lineage: Eukaryota; Fungi; Microsporidia; Hepatosporidae. The record is from the annotation of a GenBank genome assembly.
AUGACAAUCACUAAAACAUCAAUUUAUAAACAAAUUAACAAUUACCUUUCUAAAUCAAACUCUCAACUAUUAAUAACAUCAACAGAUAAAUUCUUAUUAAAUAAUAUUCUAAAAGAAUAUAUAAAUGUACGUUUAUCAAACUACAUAGAAAUUACAGACAACAAAACAAUUAAUCAAAUAAAAGGUAAUCCAACCUACAAGUAUUACAUACUCUAUCUAGACUAUUUUAACGUAUCCAAAUUCAUAACUAAUCUUUACUAUUUAAUUGAACUACCACAAAACAAUAACUGUCAUCUAAUUUUAGUAACUACUAACUGUCAAGUAUUAAAUCUUUUUGAAAAGAGAAUAAGAAGCAGAUUUGAGAACAACAUAAUCUUUAUAAAAACUAAAUCAAACUCAAAAAGUGAUGAAAUAACCAACUUUAUUAAUAAGUAUGAUUUAAAGGAAUAUUCAGUAAGUUUUAUAUUAGAAUUGCUAGAACCAAUACACUUAUUUAUGAUUUAUUUAGUUAAUAAGUAUAAUAUUAGUAAAAAAAGUAUAAUAUCAAAAUUUAAAGAAUAUUCAAUACAAGAAUUUAAAAGUGUAUCCUCUAUAAAAAUAUUGUAUAGUUAUUAUGAUUUAAUAGAGUUUAAAGUAAUAAGUGAAUCAGGUAGUAUUUUAAUAGAUUUAACAGAAUAUAAAAAUUUUAUAAGAAGCAGUUCAAAGCUUUAUUAUUUAAAAAAAAUUAUUUUUUAA